UCCAUACAGGAGAGAAACCAUAUAAAUGUAAUAUUUGCGGGAAAAUGUUUUCCCAGAAAGGUAGCGUGAAGGUACACCAGUUGACUCAUAUUGACACAUUGAUGAUGUGAACUAUUGAUGAAGCCACAAUGGCAAUGCAAGAAACUACCAAAUUGACUUUAGAAUUUUAUAUCUUGCAGAAAAGGGAGAUGCUUGAAGUUUCUGAUGGCAUGGCCAGGACGAGGAGGAAAGCAUUCAAAUGUUCCAUGUGCCCGAGGGCAUUUCUUUUCAAUUCUGAAUUUGUGCGACAUUUGAGGGUCCAUACAGGAGAGAAACCAUAUGCCUGCAAUAUUUGUGGAAAAAGGUUCUCAAAGAAAAGUAAUAUGAAGAGUCAUCAAAUUAUCCAUAUUAAUCGUUACUUACUCACCACUCAUUAUUCUCGUAAUACAGAUUUUGCGUUAUUACAUCUUGCAGAUUUUAAAACUUCUUUGAAGAGAUUAUGGCAAUGCUCUACAUGUGAUAGGUCCUUCACAUCUUCUCAUUCACUAGAGGUUCAUAACCGGCGACAUACAGGAGAGCACCCGUUUCAUUGUUCAGUCUGUAAGAAGGGAUUUGUUAAAAAGAAUGAUCUAGAUAGACAUAUGAGGGUCCCCACGGGAGAGAAACCAUUUCCAUGUAAUUGUAACAGUUGUGGGCAAAGAUUUUCCAUUAAAAGUUAUAUGAAUAUGCACCAACUGACUCCUAUUGGGCAUAAGAAUAAAUGGAAUACAAAGCUUAUGGUAAUCUUGUUUAUGGUUGGCUCUUUUCAGAUUUCUUUUAGAAGAUUUCAGGAGGGCAUCCCCAGCCCAUGGAAAUAUCCAUCUGGUAGGCCUUGUGGAGUGUUUCAAGAAGACACAGGCAUUGGUGACAAGGAAAAGUACAUCUGCAGCGUCUGCAACAAGUCUGUUACCAACAUGAAAGUUCAUAUUCUGACUCAUACCGGAGAGAAACCACAUGCGUGUGAUAUAUGUGGGAAACGCUUUGCUCAGAAAAAUAAUUUGAAACAUCACAGAAUGAUUCAUACAGGAGAGAAACCAUAUGUGUGUCCUACUUGUGGGAGAGGCUUCAAUCAGCGGGCACACUUGAAGGGGCACAUGAUAGUCCACAUGAAUGAAUGAUGAGUUCGACGUUAUUUUCAAGGAGUUAGUGAGGGUUUUGUCAAGAUGUUUGUUAGUGUAUUGUCAAGAUGUUUGUAAAAAUAGUUUGAAAGUGUUUGUGAGGCUACUUUCGAAGUUUUGUCUUGGCUGUUAGAUGGAGUGAUCUGUACAUGAGAAACAAAUGGCAGCGAAUCGUGUCGAAUGUACGUUUGGUUUUAGGCAUACAAUAUUGAUUUUGAUAAAUUGUUCUCAAAGGUGGUGUAAAAUUCUGAAGCUCUUUUUUGUAUCCCAAAGGCAUGCUACAUCCAAGUUCGAGAUUCUGAUGUGUAAAUUGCUCUGCUGUGUUGUGUUCAGUCACAAUUGUACUGCACUGAGUGUCAGGUUUAGAACAUUGAUCUGGAGAAAAUCCAUAUGUGUGUUAAAUUUGUAGGAACAGUUUCAGUCAGAGCAGUGGCAUUCUGAACCAUUAAAGGUACUCCUCUCCUCUCCUCUUGGUGUAGCACAGUGCAGGUCAUCGGACUGGAUUCAAAACUUGAGGGUCAAGAUGUAGCUGUGGGUACUCUGCAUGAGUACCGUAUCUGAAUGUUUGUAGCUGUAUACAAUGUAAUAAUCAACAAAACUGUUCCCAUUUUUCAGUUUGCUAAGGGAAGAAACCAAGAGCAGACGUCCACCCAGUCAACAAUUCAGCAUAGCGCAAGUUUAAGAGCCGGAGCUACUACUACUGGAGACAAAAAGCACUGUCAAACUUGUGAAAUAGCCUUUUCUAAUGACAACGAUCUUCAAGAACACAUGCGUAGCCAUCCAGGAGUGAUGAUAAGUGGAGGGGAUUUUCGGUGU
This is a messenger RNA of Lineus longissimus, 1952 nucleotides long. RefSeq names its product zinc finger protein 585B-like. Lineage: Eukaryota; Metazoa; Nemertea; Pilidiophora; Heteronemertea; Lineidae. The transcript is spliced from 3 exons. The record is from RefSeq and is a predicted model, not a curated record. The coding region runs from base 129 to 1136 and encodes 335 amino acids.